Messenger RNA from Cuscuta campestris, 1386 nucleotides. Lineage: Eukaryota; Viridiplantae; Streptophyta; Magnoliopsida; Solanales; Convolvulaceae. The record is from the annotation of a GenBank genome assembly.
AGGGAAUAAUUUUUUUUAAAAAUAAACUGAUAAUAUGAUAGUGCAUUGCUUACCAAAAAGAUCAAUUGCCUCUCCCCACACCCCACAUCAUAGGGCUCAUGCCCAACCAAAAAGAUUACGGAGUAAUUUUGCUUCGAACAAAAAAGUAAAUUGCGGAUUUUUUUGUUCGGAAUUCGCGGUUUUUGUGACGUUUGAAAUCCCAAAUUCAAGUUUUUUUUUUGUGGAGCUUACCACAGAACAAGAAAUCGUGAAAAUGGAGGGCAGCCUGAGCGAGGAAGUCUUCGAUUCAUACCGUCUAAACCCUAAGUUAUUCAUCAACGAGGUCGUCGAUUCCGUGAACAUCAUUGUAAAUGAAGCUUUUGAUUUCUUCCAGCAGGAGGGAGAAAAGAGUCUAAAAAUCGAGGGUACAGAUCGAUCCGUAGAUCUAAAAAAGGGUGUGGAUUAUAUUCGGAAGAUGGUUCAAUUGAGGGUGGACAAUCGUCUAAGUGUGUGGGAGAAAUACUGUUUGAAUCAGUGUUUUAUGGUACCGGAAGAGUUCUCUUUGCCUAAGGAUGAACCGUCUGGUGACACUUGCUUGGAUCGUGAUGCAGAACUGGAUGCACAGUUGGAUUCCUUGCGAAACAAACUCGCUCAGGUAAGUAAAGAGUCUGCCGACCUCAAAAGAGAGCUACAAGCACUGGAAAGGCAGUGUAGCAUGAGUAAACAAUCUGCAGCCUCUCUUGAUAAAGUGGUACAGUUUUAUAACGAACUGGGUGUGCACGAUAAGUUUGCAGAGCUGGUAACAACUGCAUCAGAGUUCCGUUCGUCCAUGGAGAAGCGGCUAACUCGGAUGUCUACUGAGAUUGAACACGAGAGAGCAGGGAAAAUUCGCAAACUGAACAAUCAUGGGAAUGGUGACCAUUCUGGUCUGCAUAAUGCCAAACUUGAAGAUCUUCAACAAUUUCUAGAUGAUUUCAAGAACACCAAAUGAUUUUAUCAUCUUCUCACCGCGAGCUAAUGAAUGACCCACAUCCCUUCGGUUUUUGAAGUGUGUUUUGUCAUUGUUUUUCAGUCAACUUUUGGCUUCUGUGUUUUCCAAGCGAAAUUCCGGAGUGUUUGGAUCGCAUACAAAGAUUGAUUUAGGCUCAUUUCCAUUGAAAAUUACGGAGUACUUCUCCAACAAAUGCUUGAAAUUGUUGUUUUUUGUAUAUGUCAAUUGUCAAACACGUGACCUAUCAUUUAAGAGAGCCAAAACGGUAUCACUGGACUACAAAAUCUUUGGCAAGAUUACUUGGCUUUGGGAACAAAGGUAAAUAAAAAGAAGUCGCUUUGGCGGGGGGUUUGUUGUCUUUUAAACCCAAAAAUUAGGUUUUAAAUUUAAUGCUCUGUAUCGUUAAGUGGUUGUUA